Molecule: messenger RNA, 23582 nt
Organism: Pelobates cultripes (western spadefoot toad)
Lineage: Eukaryota; Metazoa; Chordata; Amphibia; Anura; Pelobatidae
Source: the annotation of a GenBank genome assembly
AAAAAAAAAUUAAAAAAUUGAGCAAGUUUCCCCACGCACCCACUAGACAAUUUUAUCACCCUAAUUGGAAUGACUUCCGCUGGUGGGUUAACAAGACCAAAAUUUUAAGAAAAAGAAAAAAAACUCCUCCUCUCAUCCUAUUUACAUUUGGAGCCAAACCAGUAAUGUGGAAGGACUGGUUAUAUAAAUGACGCGAAGUCUCAGAGGUCACAGCAGAGCUGAAUAGCAUUCCUUCCUAACAGGGAAACCUGCCUGAACGCUGAUCCUUAGUAAUCACUCUCUGAAGUGUGUAAUAGGCUCUCUCCCAGAGUCUCUGCAAGUCCUCUCCAAGUGUGGAAGAGGAGGCUCAGUGUGACUGACAGCAUUGCCCCAGAGAAUUGAAGAUCAAGGACUUCCACUGGGAAUCUCCUCCAAACUCCCCUUCAUAGCUUCGUCAUGAAUUGUUGGAGUACUAAGUCUAGUUUACUGACACUUUUCAGUAAGUAUAUGUACAGUUGUAUUUCAUUUUAUAAUGCUCACAUGUGAAUGUUAACUUUUUUUUUUUUUUUAUGUAUUUACUUGACAAGUUAGCUUUCAUUGUAAAUGUAUUCUUUUCAAAUGUUUUUUAAUUGAACAGCUUUUGAAAAACAUUUCAAACAAUAUAUAACAUAAAUGUAAUAAUAAACAGUAGAAAUAUGAAGAAAAUAAUGUAAAAAGGAGGUGGAAAAAUAAUAAUGAGAAGUAGAGGAUUCCAUCUGUAGUUAGAUAGAAUGUAAUAAGCAAAUUCAGAGAGCUACAAAUAAUAUAUUUUCAAUGCUAACCUGGGUUUUAUGCUUUUUUCUGUCUGAUCUGAAAAAGAAAUAUAAGAUUUGUAAUUAUAUUUCUUGGUUAUCAUCUGACCUAUUUGUUCAUUCAUAAAUAAUAUGCUCAUAUGCUACCUGCAUACUGUGGAGUGUGCAUCAGUCUGACUUAAUGUGAUCUAUUCACUAAACCGUUAACAAAAUGACCUGCAAAAUAUAAGGGAAACUAGCUAUAUAAAAAAACAAUAAUUCAUCAAUACUUUUCAUAUUGUUAGUAUUUUUUUUUUACUUUGAAUGGUUUGUAUUGGUUUUCUGUACUUUCAGUUGAUUACGACAGAAAGCCCGUAAUAGACUUACAGGCUUUUUCAAUAAACUCCAAAUAUUACUGAUUUCAAAAUCGAAUCACAACAUUUAGGCAUAAAAUGCGGAUUUUUAAACAUUCUUCAACAUUUCUGCAGUCACACCUUGGCUGUUUUAGCAUAGGUUUUGCAAUUCAGUUUUCCGUAAUGUAUUAAGUACAAUUUGCUGUUUAGUGAGUAAACCAAAAAAGUAUAAUUUAGGUUAAAGGGACACUAGACGUGGUCUGGAUGCACUGUCCCUGAACCCCCCUAUUCCUGCAAUGUAAACCAUUCCAGUUUAAAGGAACUAAUACUGCCUUUAGUGGCUGUCUACCAGAUAGCCAUUAGAGGUGCUUCAUAAAGUUUCAUGGAGUUUGACACUUUAAAUGAGGACGUCCAGCGUCUUCGAAAACCCCAUAGGAAAGCAGUGAGGCAAUGCUUUCUUACGGGGAAGGCCUAAUGUGUUUGCGGCACUCACCAUGCAUGCACAUUAGGUCCCACCAUCUGCUGAUAUCAACGGAGGAAGAGCCAGACCCAGUGCCAGGGAACCUCAGUGCUGGAAUCAGUAAAGUGACUGAAAGCGGGUUUUUUUAACCUUCUCGUGGCCAAUGGGAGACACAAGGUCAGUGGGACACUUUAGUGUCAGGCAUGCAUCUUUGUAUUCCUAACACUAAAGUGUUCCUUUAAUAUGUUGAUUAGGUAUAACUUGCAGAGAUUCAAACUAACAUGUUGAAGUUUCAAGGUCAGUACAUGCUUAAUGGUAAUGAUCUAUUACUUGCUAGUUUUAGUUCAAGCUGCUUUUAAUAGCACAUCAUAGCAAGUCAUUGGCUGUCAAUUCAGUGCUACUGACACCUAACCCAUUUACGGGACAAGGUUUGCCUAUGAUGAAAUAUAGUGUAAAAGGCUCAUAACAAGACUGAUACAUCAAAGGAGGAUUUACAGAGCAGUGAAAUGGCGAAGACAUAUAAAAAUGGUAUUUAGCAGAGCAUUCUUUUAAUGAAUGCUGAUACAUUAACUCCAUAUAAAAGUUUUGAAAUGUUGACUCUUCCACUAUUUCACCUUUUGGUAACUAUUUUACACUUCAGAACCAUAAAGCACUUUAGCUUGCUAAAAUGUUUUAUUUGUGAAGAGCGUGUCCUUUUUACUUUAUAAAAAGUGUAGCAUUAAGUCGAAAUUGGCACUUUCAUAAAUUAACCAUGUACCGCCUCUCUGACUUUGAAGCAGACAAUAGAUCAUGUUACUUCCUGGUUGUUUAGCUCAGUGGAGGCAGACAAUUGCACAGAGCACCAGACUUUUAAAGAAUUCUGAUUAAGCUGCAUUGACAAUCCUGUCAUUGGACAGCCACAUCAACACAGGGCUUGCAAAGGCUUCUGAGAAAAGCAGUUUUUAGAUAUAACCCCAAUAAAAAAAAUGCAUAAUUAAAUGCAUGCACGUUUUCAUUUGGGGUAUAGCUACUACACAGUGAUGUAUUUAAUUAUUUAUUCAUUUUAUGGCGUGCCCCAUAAAACAUGGGAGUUAUAAAACACAGUUAUACAUAAUUAAUUAUUGCACAAUUCUGGUAUCAAGUGCAAAAUGUACCACAGUCACCAUGGAAACCUAUAGAAUAUUGCCGCUCACCAGUAGAACAGUACCCCAGGAUUUAUGGUUAUGCAUGACUUCCAUAAAUAAUGAUUAUUAAAAACACUUUUAUAGAGUUACUUGCAUUCUCUGUUAUUCACAUCAGACAUUUACAUUUCCUCAACGCUGAAUUGGGCAGAGAGCAUCAAAGAAGUGACAGAUCUGAGGUGAAAACAGAAGAGUUAUCCACUAAGGUAUUUACUAGGAGUUCCUUGGUGGUAACUCAGUGGUUGAACUCAUUGGGUUCCAAAGUUGCAUUUCAGUAGUCUAAUGCAAAUUGCAGUUGUUGUCUCUCAGAGUAGCAAACUUAGAUUAGAUUUGAGUGCAGUGUGGUCAGUGAGCGUCUUGGGAUCACACUUGGAGUAGAGCCAUUGUUGCAGUCAUUUAUGUAUUGACAAAAAUUAACUGGGUGAUUUGUGAAUUUAUAGAGUCUAGAUGAACACAAGUGGAAAGAACUCAAGCUAUACUAACAUUACACCAAUUUCUCAACAUGUCCUGGGACCUAUAUUGUGUCUUUAAACAUAAGAUAUUGAGAAUUUGUGCAACAUCUUUAACAACUGCACCUAAUCAUUGAUGGGUUUUUAGUUACUAAUAAUUUUACCUGUAUGAUCAGGUGCAGUCGAAAAAAAAUACAAAACUAGAUACAUCAAAAAGAAUCACAUGAAAUAGACAUAGGAUAUCUGAAAUGUGUGAGCUGAAUGCAGAAUAGCGGUUAACUCAAGAUUGUAUGUCUUUUGUCAUUGACAUAGGGAAAUGUAUUUCCCAGCAAAUUCCGAGCAAUUUCGUGUAAAGGUGUCAUCUUUGCUUUCUAAUUAUAGAUAUUUCUUGCACAAUUUCUGCUAUUCCGCAUGAAACCUGUUCAAAUUGCUCUUGAGCGUAAUAGCAUGUCUUAGUUUAGGUAGCUUUGUCUGUGUUCUCAAGAUGUUCACAGCAAAUUCCCACCCUAUAAAUCUUGAAAUGUGAUUCUGGUGUGUCAGUAUGGGCAAUGGCAUUAUGCUACGUUUUCAGUGUAUAUGUAUGUGACAUACAUGUGUUCAUCGCAAGUAAUCAGAUGAGUAGGCUGCAGAAGAUCAGUGUUAUCCACAAAUGCAGUCUUUACAUAUCCACCCAUGGCAUGACAAGUGCUCUUUAAAUGGACAAUCUAAGCACCAAACCACCGCACUGUAAUGUAGUAGUUGUGGUGCAUAGAUACAGUCCCUUUUCUCUACCAAUGUAAAGCAUAGGCAUUUUUGUAAAACAGCUUGUUUAAGGGUCAGCCUGAGCACAAAGCUAUUAUAACAUUUCCUAAAGAACACUUCACUAGUGGAUAGCUAGUCAAUAGCGGCACUUCCUUUGAAAAUCAAAGGUUCACAUUAGAUGUCAUUGUGCACACCAUACUAACGUAGAUUGUCACUAAUGCUUCUUGUAGACAAGCAUGGUAAUUAAUGCUUCUCUUUGAGAAGCAUUUGAUUGGUGAAAUGAUGUGAUUGGCAUGCAUGCACCAAAGUGAAAUAUACAGAAUUGAUGACGAAGAUCUCAGGGAAGGGAGUUUAAUGCUAACAAAAAAAGGAGCACACUAAAGUUAAACACAUAUAUUUAUUUUAAAAAUGUGAGUGUUCCUUUAAUGUCAAAAGCAGGAUUAUGUAUUUCGACUGAAGACACAAUGGGGGUUACGUAAAACAUGAAAAUAUGGAGCUCAAUUCUAAAAGUGGUUAUGCAAUCAGCAGGUACAUUCUGGCUUCCCUAAAGAUUACUCCCUUUUAAAACUCUGGGUAAUCUUUUGGAAUGUUAACCUCCGAACAGUGCAUGUAAUAAUGGGGUGUGUCGAAAUAUCAACUUUGAAAUGACGCUUUGGUAAUUUCCAAGCAAUUCUAUCACAGCUUGAUUUAUUUUCGAAUCCUUCAGGGUUUUUUUUUAGACAAACUGCAAGUAGCAUUAUUCUAAGCCAGGUAGAAGCAAUCUAAGAAUGAUGGUAAUUGAAGUUCACAGUACUAUUCAUUCAAGUUAGUUAAGGUUAGAGAAUAGGUUAGGAUAAGAGUGGAUCAUUUGGUUUGGUCUAGAACUGAUGCCUCAUAUGGUUAUUUAAAGGUUAAUGCUAAAUAUUAUAGGAUAUGGCUGGGUAGUUUGUUCAUUAAAAAUGAUAUAGAUUGCUUCUACCACCAUUUGUGGGAGAUUGCAGUAGUAGCUGCAGUCCUGGCCUGUAGAUUGACCCAAAGUGAGCAGUAAACAUGCACAAUAACACGCAUAGCCCAUAUACACACACAGACAACCCCACUAAGCGGACGUAGUACCCAUACAUAACACAAGCAGCAAAUGGCAAGAUGCACAGUCGUUAGUUUAAAGUAAAGAAGACUGUCACAGUGCUGCUAAUAGAUUUCCUCAUCUGUCCUAUUGUAUUUGCUCAUCAUGGCAAAACAUUGUAUCCAAUCCAUAUGAACAAAUUUUGCGCAGAUGUUGCAGCCCUUUAGUGGCUGUUAGUAUGACAGUUUCUAGAGGUGUGUUUAACCUAGCUACUAGAUGUGUGUUUAACACUUUAAGGUAAACACGGCUGUUAAUGCAAAACAGCAAUAUUUUAAAUUAAGAGGUUAUAAGGACCAGUGAACCCACACUGCUUCAUUGAGACCACUUACAGUAUAAUAUUGUUUUACUUUUUACUUGUGUGAGCAAUUGUCAAAAUAGGGAGAACACUUUACUCCUUGCUUUUAAGUAUAAGGUAUGCCAAGAAUACCAAGAACAGAUAUUACUUCUUGUUGAAGAAUCUCCUUAUACCAGCUAGGAAAAAGUGAGCAUUUCCACAUCUAAACAAACAAAAAGGAGUAGAACAUGUUCACUGUUGCCUUGGAGCACUGCAUGCUAAAAGUGUUUGCCUCUUAGCUUCAAUACUUUUGUACAAGAAUACAAAGGGUUGGUGAAGACACAUGCACGUGCAGAAGAAUAUAUUAAUAUAUGUGUGUGUGUGUGUGUGUGUGUGUGUGUGUGUGUGUGUGUGUGUGUGUGUGUGUGUGUGUGUGUGUGUGUAUAUAUAUAUAUAUAUAUAUAUAUAUAUAUAACAUAUAUAUAUAACACAAACCAAGAAAGUUAUGGUGGGGGGAAAUAGUGAAUAGUCAAUACAUUGUUAAACACAGAUCUGCACAUCAGUCAAGCCAUAAGACUUGAUUUUCCCACAUAAAUCUCAAAUUUGCAGUGAUGUUACUACUGCAAGGGAUUCUGGGUGGGCAUAUGCAAAUUAAUUUAACAAAGAAUUACAUAUUUUGCCUAAUUUUUCAAUUUUAAACAUGGAUUGCUUGGAGUUUGUGUUUGCUGUAUUUACCAGCUUUGAAACACAACUCAGAAAGAGAUGCACAUAUAGUGAACCACUCAUGGACAGCUGUUUCGUAGUUAAUGCAAGCAAGUAACCAACCAACCUCUUGCUGAUGAGUUGCAUUAACAACGAAACAGGUGUCCAUGAGUGGUUUGCUGGCUUUGUAUCGCUUCCUAAACAGCAAUUUAUAUAUAUUCACCAUAAAUAGGCAGCAUAAGUUGGAGGUCUUUUAAAGGUUAUUCUGGGAUCUAUUUACUAAACAGAGAGAGCAGAUUUGAGUUAAAACUGCACUCAAUAUAGUGGUUAUAAUGUUAUAACACCCACCCUCCAUUGGGGUACCUACAGACCCAUAGCAAAGCCACUAUCUUGCAGUGGUUUGGUAAAAUCCAAGGGAAAAAAGGGCACAGCUUCUCAGCCAAGGUUGGACAGAUUUGUGCAUUACACUGCAGAGGGGUCUGGGGGCACAAAAAAUGUUUGCCAGGAAAUCAACCUACUCGUAACACCAUAACUACUACAUUGCGUGCCCCGUGAAAUAACUUGCUAAAUGAAGGUUAAAAUUUCAAUUUGGAAAUAAAUCUCCACUAUCUCCACUAUUUUUGCCUACAUUUUUCAAUUGGAGUAACAUAUGAAACUUGCUGUAUGCAGCCUUUCCUAGCAAAUAUUUUUCUAAUAUGAAUAAAAAAAAUUAUAAUUGGUCUAACCACAACUUGAUAUAUUGAGAGUAAAGAAAUGUCUGUAAUCUGAUCUUUUAAAUUGCAGGUAGUUAAAUGCCAGGACUCAGGAGUGCCCUAUGUAGCUUGAAUUCCACAGUACAAUAAACCAGUACAACUGACUCUAAGUAACCACAAAUGGAAAUCAGGCUGAAUCAAGACUAUUUAACCCUUUCUUAGAAAUGGAAACAGAUUAAUGUAAGUGAUUAUGCUAGUUUUACAAAUAGAGAAGUGUUUGAGAGUUCCGAAAGGGGAUCAAUCAACAUAAAAGCCAAUGGAAUGUGGUUUUCAUAGUGAUUAAUUAUACAUUUUGGCCACUUUUCUAUCAGUGAAACUUUUAAAGCUCUGCCAAAUGAUACGUUUAAUUAUAUGUCUGGCUAUAUUAUCCCUAUUGUGGUGAAUAAUGACAGCUUGUAUAUUUCAUUGCUAACCAAACCCUUAUUAUGAAUAAGUUAAGCCAGUUUCUGUUUUCCUUGUUCGUUUUGUUAUUCACAUGCCAGUAAAAAUCUUUUAAAUUAUGAUGUGACAUCAUUUUCUUCUAUUUGGAGAAUUUGCCUAAAUGACAGUGAGAGAGAAAACAACAAAAAAGUGAAUUUAAAACAGUAUUGCAAAAUUUAGGCUAGCAUAGCAUUUUUUUAAAAGAUUCUCCAAUUUACCUAUGAUCACAGAUUGGGUAUUGUAGUCUGAAAUAAUAAAAAGGCUGAUUUUAGAUCAUUCCUAAGAAAACUCUAACAGGGUUAUUCACUAAAGUGAAAAUUCUAAAUGAAUUUCAAAUUUAAGGCCAAAAUUGCAAAACUGAAAACAUUGUUGACGUAGAGAUUUUUUCCAGUUCUGGCUUCUUUGACCUUAAAUUUGAAUUUCACUUUGAAAAAUUUUACUUUAGUAAUAAUUAUCAUGUUUAAUUUAAAAAAACAUAAUAAUCCCGUUUUCAUUGUGUAAGUUAUAUCUAUGUAUUUGGAGAUGUUAGACCUUGGAGAUUUUUUCCCCCGCGUUUUACUCUUCACCUUGGUAAUAUGUAAAUGGUUACAUUUGUUAACAGACCUACCUAUGCAGUCCAUCGCAUGGGCUUAAAAAUUAACUAAUCCUGAGGCCUUUAAAAUAUUGCCCUUAUAACCCUUAAAUUCCAAUACCAUGGCGCGUCUUGCCAAAUGUAUUGUGCAAGACUGUUAUUCAAUCAAUGAUUGUCAUUAUAUGCAAAAUAUUAAAUACAUGAUCCCUUGCUGACAUGUGUUAUCUAUGCAAUAGCAAUAGAUUUUGGAACAUAUUGAUCUCUCUAUAAACAUCUUCCAUUUUACUCUAAUUAUGUGCAAAGUGAUGACAUAUAUAUAAAUAUAAGAAUAUAUAAUUAUCAUAGUGGUAAAUUGCACAUUCAUUGUGUUAGAAUAUCAUUUUAGGAGAUCUUACAAAGUUACUUCCUUUUCAGUGCUUGGGUUUCUACCAUAAUGCUAAUGUAUGGGAAGUGUAACUUUAAACCCCUCUUAUCUUCAUACCUGCUCCCCCACCCAACCUGUAUUAUUUUUCCUGCUUAAAAAGAUUCCCCAUGACAGCAAACUCCUCACCCUCGACUUGGACACAAUAACUUCAGUGCCAGAACCGCAUUACAUCUGUUGAUCUGGCAAAGGGCUAAACAUGCUUUCUAGCGGACAAAGCUCAGCAACUACUCAUGUGCUGUAGUCACCAGGGCCGUCUAUAAUAUGAUUAGGACCCUGGGCUAUGCAUUUUCUUGGGCCCCAUGGGCCCUGUCCCUGCCACUGCCUCACCCCCCAAUUAUGCCCAACCCGCAAUCACACUGACAGACGUACUGGCACAUACACACACAGACAGAAAUUAAAACAUUCACAGAUACAUACUGACACACACAGUCACUACACACAAAUAUAUACUGGCAGACAUACUGACACACACACAUACAUACAUACACAGACACAUACAUUAACAGAUAUACUGACACACACACAAACACAUACACACACACACACAACACAUACACUGACAGAUAUACUAAAACACACAGACACAUACACUGACAGACACAUUGACACACACACACAGGCAUACUGACAUACACACUGACACACACACACAGGCAUACUGACAUAUACACAGACAGACGUAAUGGCUGAUACAGACAGACAUUAAAACAUUCACAGAUAUAUACUGACACACACAUACACUGACAUACAAAUAUAUCCUGGCAGACAUACUGACACACACAAACACAGACAUACAUACAUACAUACAUACAUACACACACACACACACAGACACAUACACUGACAGAUAUACUAAAACACACAGACACAUACACUGACAGACACAUUGACACACAUGCACAGGCAUACUGACACACACACUGACACACACACACAGGCAUACUGACAUACACAGACAGAUGUAAUGGCUGAUACAGACAGACAUUAAAACAUUCACAGAUAUAUACUGACACACACAUACACUGACAUACAAAUGUAUCCUGGCAGACAUACUGACACACACAUACAGACAUACAUACAUACAUACAUACACACACAGACACAUACACUGACAGACAUACUGACUGACACACACAGACAUACUUACAUACACACACAGACAUACUGACACACAAAGACAUGCUGACACACACACAGACAUACUGACAUACACACAGACAGACGUACUGGCACAUACAGACAGACAUUAAAACAUUCACAGAUACAUACUGACACACACAUACACUGACACACAAAUAUAUCCUGGCAGACAUACUGACACACACAUACACACACACACACACACAGAGACAUACCUACAUACACACACACAGAGACAUACCUACAUACACACACAGACAUACCGACACACACACAGACAUACUGACACACACACACACACAGACAUACUGACACACACACACAGACAUACACACACAGACAGACCUACUGACAUACAUUUAGCCACCCUCCAGGUUCUUACCUUUUCCUGGAGGGUGGUUUCCCUGGUCCAGUGGCAGGCUGAGGCAGAUGGGAGUUCUCCUCUGGAACUCCCCUCCUUCCUGCCUUCCUCCUUCUGCGCGGCCAUUAUCUCCGGUGGGAGGUCCUCCCAGCCGGCUGCAGAACCGGAAGAGGGGCCCGGUCGCGCUGUUUAAGCGCCACAGCGCUUGACCGGGCCCCUGCUGACACAUGCUCCCCGGGUGGCCCUUAGUGCAUGGGCCACCCGGGGAGCCUCCUCAGUGUGCGGGAGCCGCAGCGCACGGUCCUUAGGGGCUGCGCAAAUCGCGGGGCCCACAGAGCAGCUGCUCUGGGCCCCCAGGAGCAACUGGGCCCGGGGCAGCUGCCCCGUUUGCCCCGCGUUAAAGACGGCCCUGGUAGUCACUGUGACAGAACGCAGGUGAACCUAGAUGAGCAUUUUCCUCCUCGCUUGUUAGUUAGUUCUCAACAUCGGUGGCUAUUUUGUAGGUGUAGAUCUAUCUGCCAAGAAUUGAUUACAUUUGCUUGCAAUUCUAUUACUAUGAUUGAUAGAUAAAAUGGUAUCAUCUUUAAUUAAAUGCAAAUGUAUCUAUGGCCAUGUUAGGUACAGUUUAACAUAGUGUGAACGCUCCCAUGUGCUCAUUGCAAUGGCAUUUAUAACCAAAGUAUCUUUGAAGUUUUUCUUUGUAUGCAUUGUGACAUCAAUAAUUGCACGCAAAGGCUGUACAAAGUACAACUAAGGGCUCAUUAAAAUCUGCCCUUAGAAAUAUAUCUUAUCUGUUACAGGUAGAUUCAAAGCAAGUUGGAUUCCCAAGGAAAAUUUCAAACCUCGUAGUUUAUCAUUAACCCAACACCUUUCUAUUCUAAGUCAAACGUAAAUGAAGCAAACAAUUCUGUUUCGUCAUAUUUUACUUUAGUGUUGCAAUAUUAAAUCACCUAAAAUGAUCGGUAAUUGUUUGCAGAUAUAAUUUUGAAGGGACAUUGCAAAAGUAAAGCAAUCUUAUAACAUCAUAAUAACAUUUGAAAAUCAAGUGGGCAUUAUAUUUUCUUUACAGUUUUACAUUAUACUUUGGAUCAUUAUACCUUUCAGUUUAUACCCACUAACACUCACAUUAUAAUCAAUUUUAAUACCAAGUUGAUUUCCAAGGCCAAGAAUAAUUGGUCCUUGAAAUUUGUAAAAGAACAGUGGCAAUUAAAUAAUUAAAAAUAGUGUCCCGUAUUUAAAAUCAAGACCUUUUCAGCAUUUUAUUUUUUAUUCCUUGUGCAUAUUUUGGCAAACACCCCUUAUUUCUAUAGCACCAUAACCUAUUUCCACAAGCCGAUACACCACAAGUCACAGUUUCGGUACCCACAUUCUCAAUCUGUACCAUUUCUCCAGGACCACAAACAGUGCCUGUUUUAUCUAUUAUCUUGAAGAUGAAUCGACUAAUUCUGGACAAUUGUUUUUUUAAAGAUGCUUUGAUCAGCAUUAUUCUGUAUGAUUUUCAGUGACGCAGCACAUAAUGAAAAGUGCUAAUUAUCUGUCAUUUCUAAUGAAAGUUCUCCAUUGCCCUUAAACAUUGACAUAGUGUCUGCUGUUAAGAAACACAAGUCAAUAGAACAUUUCAGCACCUAGCAAUGUCAUCACUGAGUAUUUGUUCAUAGAUCUUAGAAUUAUAUUGAGACCCAGUGAUUUUACGAUUUGGCUUAUCAUUUUUGUUCUAUAGAACUCCUUUUAUUACUGUAAUCCUCUGCUAUUGUUAUCACAUUCUACAUAACCACAUAAUUGUUUGUCGCAUGACAUUCCAUUGCAGAAUGACAUUCCAUUACAGAGACUGUGUUCUCCAGUGACAAAGUCUAUUCUAGGUGGAGCCAGUCUAUAGCUCACUUUCUGCAAUAUUUUUGCAAAACUCGGUAUAGUAAGUUAGUUUUGUCUGUCUUAGUAAAACAUGGACAACAAGCGUUAGAUAGUUACAGCUUGUUCCCUUUUAAACUUGUUCUAUUCUUCAUGUAUACGUUAAAUUAUACACCAAGCUGCCAUUCAUUAUUUUGCACUGUGCAAUUAACAGGGAAUUCUUAUUUUAUUAAUAAUACAUUAAAUACUUUAUCAUUUUUCUCCGGUGUCAGAUUUCUUUUUUUGUGUGUCAACAUUUUAAUAGCAUGCAGUACCGUUUUAUAUUUUACCCUGUCUAUGUCAUCUGUGUAACAAGUAUCAUGGUUAAACCAUCACGUUACCUUCUUUUUUCUUUUGUCUUGGAAGAUACCCUGUAAAAGUGUCUUUAUUGGUUUGUUAUUAAAGACAUUGAUUAAUUUUGAUACAGGUGGUGUAAUUAUCAUACCUACACUAUUUCCACAUGUUCAGCAGCUUUCCCGAGGCAUUCAUUCACAAGUCAUAUCAUGUAGUAAGUUACAGAAGCAUUUGUUAAUCAGGGGAACAUUUCUCUUGAAUUUGAUGUUGCCAUAAUGGGACAUCUAGAGAUUCUUUCUUAUUUCUCAAUGAUGGUUAUACAUACAAGUAUAGUGAUUAUUUGGCUCUUUUGAUGUGAUGAAAUACUAUUUUUAUUUAUUUUAUUGUACUUUUAUUAAAAAAUAAGGAAGAGGUUACAAAUCAAAAAUGUACUUAUAUACGGUUUAAGUUAAUCAAUAUCUCUCAGAAAGCUUCAUCCCUAUGAUUUAUUAUAUCAUAAUCUUCCAAAAUCUAUAUACAAGGAUGCCUUGGGCACAAUUACAAAUAAUUGCCUUAUGAUUUCUUAGACGCUGUAAUGUGCUGACAGGUCACCUCCAUUGAAAACAGAAAACUGGGUUUGGUGUGCAAUUCAGGCUCAACCUUUAACUGUCCUAUUGACAAGGAGGUGAUGACGCUGCAUUCACUGCUACAGAGACACAAGGCAAAAUCUAAAACAGAGUUCUCUAAUUGUUAACUGCAGCGUUGACAGAUUCCCAUCAUAUUACACAUCAACUUAAAAGAACUCUUCUUGAGAUAAUCCAUAGAAUAAAUGUAUCUACGUGUGUAAUCCCAGAUUAAAGCAUAAUGCAGACAUUUGACUUAACUAGUUGCAAACAUUUUAUAUUUUAGGCCAUUUUAGAUCAUUACCAUAAACAGUGUUUGCAAGCUACAUUAAUACAAAUUAUAUUCAUCUACUUUUUUUUAUAAAAACACAUUUAUUUAAAAAAAUAUAUAUUUUAUAUGAUCUGCAGAAACAAUUUGGAAUUUGAACAAUGUAUAAAACAAGUUGUAAUUUUUGUUAGCACUGUUGAAUGAUCCAAUAUAUGGUAACUGUGAAAAGUAUACUUUAGCUAACAGUCAUAUGGCUGAAAUAAAUGUAGAAAAAGCAGAGAGUGGCUCCCAAGGUCCUGCAACCUCAAACCACAACAUGAUGCAUAUAUUUCAUCUUCUUAAAGUUAAUGUGUACAUCAAUCAUGGAAAGCCCAGUAAUGGAUGCAUAGUAUCCAUUAUUUUAAAUCCUCUAGCUACUACAGAGUGUCCAUCAAAUAAAAAUCUACUGUAGAGUAAUACAAAUAGACCCCUUAUACACUGCAGCAGAGUAUGUGCCAUUUUAAACUCAGUACUUAUUUAGAAUGCCCCUCAUCGUAAAUAUACUUAAAGGGACACCGUAGGCACUGUAUCUGCUUCAUCUCAUUAAACUGAUUAUAGUGUAUGGAGUCCCCUGGUGCCAUCAUUUCUAUCAGCAUUAAACAGUUUUUAAAGUUUUAAUGUUUUAAUGCUAAACAAGAGUCCCCGGCAAUCCAUCCCCUCUGUGCUGCUUUUGCUAAUAAGGAAGUAUUAGCCUGAGCAGCAAUGGGCAGCUGUGAUUGGCUAAGAGUGUCAGCUGACUGCUUUUAGCCUGUCAGAGUUCCAACUGACGGUAUGAGUGGGUAUGACAACAAGGAAGUGUGUAAUCUCUGCCUUAGCUACACAUACUGAAGGGGCCGGACUGAGGGUGGCCAGGGACUCCUAUUUUGUGGCAUACUGCACGAACAUAGUGCAACACUGAAUGGAGGGACAGUGCCAGGGUACUCCAGGCACUAAAACCAAUUCGAAGAGAUGAAAUGGUUAUAGUGACUACAGUGUCCCUUUAAAGGGACCAUAUAGUCACCAGAACAACUACAGCUUAUGUAAUUUGUUCUGGUGAGUAGAAUCAUUACCUUCAGGGUUUUUGCUGUAAACACUGUCUUUUCAGAGAAAAUGCAGUGUUUACAUUACAGCCUAGUGAUAACUUCACUGGCUACUCCUCAGAUAGCUGUUAGAGAUCCUUCCUGGGUCAUGGCUGCUUAAAAUGCAUCCAAACAUUCAGUAUCUCCUCCCUCUAGAUGCAGACACUGAACUUUCCUCAUAGAGAUUCAUUGAUUCAAUUCAUCUCUAUGAGGAGAUGCUGAUUGGCCAGGGCUGUGUUUGAAUCAUGCUGGCUCUGCCCCUGAUCUGCCUCUUUGUCAGUCUCAGCCAAUCCUAUGGGGAAGCACUGUGAUUGGAUCAGGCCACCACUUCUGAUCAUGUCAGCAGACUGCUUGUUUUUUUUUAGCCAAACAGCAUGCAGAUCUACAGCUUCAGGCUUGACUACAGUAAGAUUUUGCUAUAUUUAUGGAGGCGUGAGGGGCCCAGGGGGGCUAGAUGGAGGUUUUAACACUAUAGGCUCAGGGAUAUAUGUUUGCGUUCCUGACCCUAUAGUGAUCCUUUAAUUGAAACAUUGUACUGAUUUGCGCUGAAUCUUUUAUAUGCAACAUUGUAAAAUAUUCCUUGGAUAUUAUAAAUUACAAGUAGGGAUUUUAUAAAAAGUGUAUUUCUUUGUUAUGUUCUCAUAUUCUGGCAUUUUAAUCACCUUCAUCUAAAGUGUUUUUGAUAUUUUUAGGUUCAAAGGGGCACUCGAAGCACCAUAACCAUUGCAAAGCAAUAAAGUGGUUGUGGUGCAAACAGUCUAUAGGUGCAUCCUCCAGUUUUUCUUUGAAUCUCUUUAUCCGCUUUGAUAAUGUGAAAUUUAUACUUCUAAAGCACAUUAUAUUUGUUUGAACAUGCAUUUGGUCUAUGGAAUAGUAGGUAAGGGAAACCUUUACUUUAAAUGUAAUCCAUAAACAAACAAACUAUUGAUGAAUGCCUUACGCUAGUUACUAUGGAGAGUAUUGUUAUUGCUUACAAUGUGUGGAGGCAAUAUUUUCUUUGGGCUAAAUAGAUCAAGGCUCUAGCUCUCUGGAUAUAUUUCACCAAUUCAGUUUUCAAACAUAGGUAUACAUUUUCAAGGUAAUUGUAACAGCAACUCAUAACAAUUUGUCCCAAGUCAUAAUGAUUGCUUACCGUAAACACAUAUAAUUUGUUUACAUAAUACAUACCAUAUUUGAAUUCUACUACAAAACUAAAAGGUACCCAGGCUUCAACAAAUAUCAAGGCUUUAGCAUUGUGGUCUGCUAGCUCAAAAGGUGCCCACUACCUUUCCAUGGGGGUUUAAUAAGAAAAUUUAAUUUAGAACAAGAUUAAAGUGUGUUAUAAACACAGGCAGAUUUAUAAGCAUAUUUGCUCUAAUUUAUAAACCUUUUACUUACACACCAAAUCACUGAAAAGUGGUACAUUCUGAAUGUCUUUUUUUUUUUUUAUUUACCUUUAUAGUAAUAUUCACCCCAAUAAAUGCCUUAAUAGUGUUUACUGAAUUGAGGAACACGGUUCUGUCGCUCCGAGAGAAAUUGCAAUCCCACUUUACAUAUGAUAAAAUUUAUUUUAAGCAUUAUAUUAUGGUACUAUGUGGUUUAACAGUUCUCUUCAAGGAAGGAAGCAAUUAAGAGUUGUAAUGUGACCUCCCCCCUCCCCCCUCCCCCCUUUUAAACAACCCUUAAUGGACAAGAAGGGCAAUUUGUUAUUUACAAAACAAGAUCUCUACAUAGGGAAUGUGAAGAAUUUCAAUUGCUGAAAACAAACUUAUGCAUUUAUUCGCCUUGCAGUCAAUAACCAACAAGCUAAAACAUACACCAAAUAGUUUUGUGAGUUUUGUGUGGGGGAGAGGGUGGUAUCAAAUACAUUUCGAAUGACACAUCGUGAUAUAAAUUCAGAGUACUAAAUUAUUCAUCGUUGUUUUUCAUGUUACCACUAGGAGGGGCAAGCUGCUACCCUUUCUUUUGACCUUUAAAAAUAAAUAAAUCAUUUUAAACAUAAAUUCAAGUGUCUUAUUAUAUUCCGUAAGGAAUUAUCAAAUUAUAUGAAAUAACAGAAUUAGCAUUGUGUAUGUAUUCUAGAAUAUUGUUGCACGUUAUGCACAAUCUUAUAAUUAUUUUAUUUCUUUUCAGUAGUUUUUAAAUCGAAUAUUUCAUAUAAUGAGGACUAUAUAAGAUAUUUUUGUUUUUGGUCGCAAAAGACAAAAAUAUAGAAAGAAAUGUCUGUUAGACUUACUAGUUAAUAUAUAUACGUUACUUAUAAUAUUCUUCUGUUUUUUGUGGGUUUUUUUUGUAGGGGUUGGAGUGUUCUUCUAUUAAUAUCUUGCCGCUACAUUCCAUUCUACAAAAUAGCUAUGUUUAGGACACAACGGAAUGUGGGUUUAUUAAACAAUACCUUUGCUGCAUGUAUCUUUGAAAUAAUAGGAUAAAAUAUUACUUACAUCAAUACAUAAACAAUACUUCUUAAACACAUUUUUUUAUAUAUAAAAAGUAAGUGGAAUUUAUAAACCUAAGUGGAAUGAAUUGACAGCAGAAUGCUAAAUCCAAAUCUAAAGACUGCUCUUGGAAAUCCAAGCCAAUUGGCAAGUGUAUUAUUAGACGAACAUUGUUAGUAUUCAACAGAAAUUCAAAGAUUUAGUUGUAGUUGUUCUGGUGACUAUAGUGUCCCUUUAAAAUAAACAUGCCUCUCUAAAACAAAUAUCUUCGUAAAAGAAAGGUCUUUGUUAAUAUUUUACAAAUGCAUGUAUUAGAAAUUAUUUUACAUUCACAUGCAUGAUUUUCAAGGCUUUUUGGGGGGUUUUGAGAUCAGCACGGUUCAGUUCCUGUCUUUUCUCUUGUCUGCAAGUCAGUAAACUUGCCAGGUAUUGACAGGAUUCGGCUGCAAAUGCAGUCAUCUUAUUGAUUAUAAUGAGAUAAUGUUCAGCAUGCACUCUUACCAUGCAUAUAUUAAAACUGAUGCAUACAUGCACUCUGGCGUAAUGUUACACUUUUACAAAGUUCAUCCACUACAGGUAGAUCCCCAGAUGUUGUCGAACUAAAACUCCCAUGCUGCUUUGUCAUUCUAAAUGCAUUCUAAAGGCAUCAUGGGAGUUGUAGUUCCACAACAUCUGGGGAUCUACCUGUUGGGCAGCCCUGAACUAAAGCAUAUGUAGCAGCAUGAUUGAUACUGGAGCAGUAUUUCUAUGUGACAUGCUGUUCAACGUGCCUGUGUAAUGAAGCACAUGGUUGUUUGCAACGUUAUAAGAGAAUAGUUUUUGAUUUUUAACUUAAUUAGCCUUUUUAUUAUUAUUAUUAUUAUUUUGGGCAUUUCUAUAGCACCAACUUAUCCCGCAGUACUUUGAAAUAUUAUAUACACAUUCAAGUGAACAUUGUGUAGAUCACCAGCUGUGUUGUCUUUUAAAUUCUUUGGAGUAGCUGUAUAAUUCUUUACAUUUCUACCAUUAAAGGUUUUGUAGAGACAUGUUUCCUUUUUGAUAUGAUUUGCGGGCUCCAAUUAGAAUUACUGUUCUAUCAGAUUGUGAAACUGAUCCUUCUUUUAAUUUUGUGCUUGAUAUGUUGGAAUAGUAGAAACCUGACUUCGUCAAUGGGUAGGUUAUGGGUUCCAAGAUUGUAAAUGCUGACAUGACACACCCACUGACUAUCACUGUUUCAUCAAUCUGGGCAAAUAUUUAACUUACUUCCACAUUAUGGGUUGAAACCAAACUUCCGAUCAUAAAGUCAAAACUAAUUUGCAAAUAGUUACAGGACAGAUGAUGUAGGGAGGUUUUAUUUUUAUGACUGCAUCAAAAGCUAAUCAACAGAACAGAUGGUGAUAACUACGCUUGAAAUAACUUUGAAUACACGUCUUGUUUUUUUUUUUUUUAAAUAGGAUGACUUCCAUCAGAAAAUAAAAUAAUAUCUCACUUUCAUUCUACAUGUUUUAAAUGUUUGUAUUUAUAUAUUACAUUAGAUCAGGGUUAUCCAAACUCUUUCCCUCCAGAUGUUGCUGAACUACAACCCCCAUGAUUCGGAUCAUCAGCAAUAUCCACAGUUUGGAUAAUCCUGCAUUAGAUGAUAAUAAUAUAAUAGCUUAUGAUAAUGAUAACGUAGUAAAACAUAUACGUUCAUAAUGUAAGGUAGGUUUUAAAAUUUACUUUAAGUGUGUAUCUAUCAGUAUUAAUAAUUUUUGGGUUUUUUUUAGUUUAUUUUACAGGUUUUUUCCUGCUACAAGCAGUUUGUGGAACUACAGUGGUGCCUUUAUGUAAUUCUGAUGGAUCUUUGGAGAACUGCACAACCGCUAUGAGUAAGAUAGAGUUAUAUAUCUUUGUUAAUAAUAUGCUACAUUAUCACUUUAACACAUGUAGUAUGUAGUACAUAUUAUUUGCCCUCCUAAUAAUUUUAUAUGAGCCAACAGGGCAUAAUAUGUGUAUAUGGAUAUUGGCGCAAGUAGCAAUUUAAGGAAAAAAAUUACAUUUACAUUUUUAAAAAACUAAUACUAAAGGUAAUAUGCAAUCCACUUUAUUCAGUGCAAGUUGUGGAAUUCUGAAUCAUAACAAUAACUAUAAAAUCUAAUGUAAUGUUCUUGCUGAUUGAUGUUCUUUUUGAAUCAAUGUGUUCUGUUCUAACAUGUUCUGUUCUGAAACAUGGUGUAAAUACUAAAAAUGGAUCAAUCACCAUGGAAACUAGUGGAAUCAGCAAGCGGUUUCCAUUGGUAAUUCCUUACCUUUUACAUGUUUGCAUCACUGUUUAAAACAAUUUGAUAACUAUUCUUCAGUGUACUGUUUUGUUAGGUUUUCACUUUGCAUUAUAACGCUUUUUUUCUUUAACUAUACAAUACAUAUAAUACAUGAUUUGAAUUAAAACUCUAACUAUAAAAUCAUAUAAAUUGUGUCUAAUGUGUGUACUUUUUCUUGUAUUUUAGUAAAAACAAACAGCAGCCCACGUGCAGUAGCAGCAAGAGUAGGAGCAUGUGUAGGAGAAAUGGAAAAAUUUUGCUGGAAUGGCCAGUGCAUGUACUUUAUCGAUCUAGACGAACAUUAUUGCCGGUAAGAAUAAGAAAGUUAUGUGACCCUCUAUCUACCAUCCGGAAAUAUACAUCCAAACUUUAACAUCUUUGAUGUCUUCAAAAAACUCUCCUUCAAGAAUACUAUUCUAAAACAGAAUACCCACACUCAAGUAUCAAAAUCAGGACUGCAUUAAAAAUCACUUAAUCUAAUGCAGCCAUAUGAUUAAAAACCAGUGCCUUUACCUAAAAAUGGUAUUGUUUCUUGUUUUUUUUUAAUCCGCAAUCUCACUAGGGGCCUCAGACUAAGAUAAGCAAGAAUAAGUGCAUAGUAGCAGGUGAAAUGGAAAACAAUAUUGAGUGACAUGCCUAUGAUGGUUCUAUGUAACUAAAGUACACUUAAAGGGACACUGUGUUCUUUAAAACAACUUUUACUUAAUGAAAGGCUGUUUUGGUGUAUAGAUCAUAUCCCCGCAGUCUUACUGCUCAAUUCUCUGCCAUUUAGAAGUUAUAUCACUUUGUUUAUGCAACUAUAGUCACACCUCCCUGUAUGUGACUUACACAGCCUUCCUAAACAUUUCCUAUAAAGAGUCAUCUAAUUUUUACACUUCCUGUAUUACAAAUUCUGUUUAAUUUAUAUUUUCUUAUCUCUUGCUCUGUUAAUAGCUUGCUAGACCUUGCAGGAGCCUCCUGUAUGUAAUUAAAAUUUAAUUUACAGAGCAGGAGAUAAUAACUUUCAAAGUAAGUUUGAUUGAAGCAAUUUUGUUUUCAUGCAGGCUGUGUCCAUCAUAGCCAGGGGAGGUGCGACUAGGCUGCAUAAACAGAAAAAAGUGAUUAAACUUCUAAAUGGCACUAAAUUGAGCAGUGAGAUUUUAGAGGCAUGAACUAUACACCAAAACUGCUUCAUUAGGUUAAAGUUGUUUUGGUGACUACAAUAUUCCUUUAAAGGGCUACUAAAAGUACCAUGACCACUUCAGUUUUUUGAAGUGGUCAUAGUGUCUGGAGUCUGUAAAUGCAGCAUUUUGCUUUGAAAUGUCUCACAUAACAAGUUUAACCCCUAGGCUCCUGGAGAUGUAAUUCUACCUCUGGAAGCUUCAUGGGGUGUCAUCGCCCCAGAACUUCAAACUGGCUAAUGUCAAUUCUGUGUAAUUGUCUUUUUUUUUUUUUUUUGCACAGUGUGCCAUUUAUUGGAGUAGCACUAUAAGCACUUCCCAAAAAUCUAUAUUCUUAGAUUAAAUAAUGUAUAUUUCAUAUUCUGGGAGCUAUGCAUUAAACAGUGAGUUGUGUGAAUUUAUAGUCAAAGCAUCUAAUUUUUGAAAAUGUCAUAAGUGUAAAUGAAGAGUUUUUCAAACUGUGUGAUAUUUCAAAAUAUAUGAGAUUGUACAAAAUACUUCGUUGGUAUGUAAUUGCCUAGAAUGCCAAUACAGAGUUAUUACGUUUUUCAGUUAAAAAAAUAAAAAAAUAAGAGAAAAUUAAAGUAGUUAUCAUUUUAUCUGUACAUAAAAUAACACGUGCAAUUCUCUUCCACUUUAGGUGCGAUAAAGGUUAUACUGGCACACGCUGUACCCACACAGAACUUGUCCAUCAGCCACUUAGUGAAGAAUAUUUGGCUCUCACAAUCUUUUUAACAGUAAUGCUUCUUUUAGCAGUUGCUGUGGCAGCAUUUUUUGCAUAUAAAUGGUAUGUAUUUAUUAUUUCACUGUACUUAUCAAAUAAAUUAUAAUACAUAGGCUUAUUCAUUAAAGUGAGAAUUGUGGGGAGAUCAAAAUAUCCGAACUUGGACAAUUCUCCAAGUCAGCUUUACUUCCAAAGUGGCUACUUUGGCCUUAAAUGUAAGGUUAACUUUGAAUGCACUUUGAAUUUCUGACAGUUCUUGUUUUAGUAAAUAGUUUACAUUUAGUGGAUAAUCCUUUUUUUUUACUUUAACUCCAACAUCAACAGCUAUGAUCACAGCUUGACUAUGUUACCCUUUAUCUAUUUUUUUUCUGUUUUGCCCUUUAUUUGUAACUUAUUUGUAAUUAAAUUUGCAAAAGUGUUUAGUGAACAUAUCCGUUCAAAAAUUCACUUUUGUGUUUUGCCAGAAGAAGACAUUGAUAUCAGUCAUUCCCUAAUUUAGAUUUGAUAUUUUUGGAUCAGCUUUUCAAAUGAUGUAAUAUUUUUAGAUAAGCUUUUAAAAUUAUUUUUUUCAAAAUAUUAACAUAUCAAAACUUAUAUCACAUAUAAAGUCAUCAAUAUAUAGAUAUAAAAACAACAUGCUAUAAUAAAAUUAUUUUUACAAAUUUGAAAUCAUGUUAAAUGUUUAUCAAAAAAUAUUAAAUCAUUUGAAAAGCUUAUCCAAAAAAAUAUUAAAUCAAGGCCCUUAUUGGGAUAGCACUGGGGUAAUAUUUUUCUACAAAACUUCAUUUAUUUUUAUUGUAAAUGCAUUAAUCUUUAAUAAAUUGCCUAAACUAUAUUCUAGUUAAAAUAUUAAUAUUUCUGUUUUUACAGGCAUGUAUUUAAUUGUUUAAUGCAUCUGAUGGUUGGGUGGAUCGGUGAGGGGUUGGGUGGAUGAAUGCAUGGAUGGGUGGUUAGAUAUUUUUGCAUUUCUUUUUUCUGAGUGUGAAAUGUUAACUUUGUUAAUUAUGUACAGUUUAAGCAUAUCUAAAUAUCAAGCUCUUUUUUAAUAGUAUUUCCUUAAUUUGUAUUUUAGGUAUAAAAAUAAGAAACUAAGGCAGCCAAUCAAGGAAUACAAAGAAGUCAAUACACAAAAUAUAUAGAGAUGCUACCUUCAAACCUUCAAUCAAAAGAAAAUGAAAAAAAAAUCAAAAGUGUUCACCCUCAUUUGUAGUAGGGGUGCAGAAACCUGGUUCCUCAAAAGUGUCUACAACUUCGAAAGCGAAAGGAAAUAGCUCGGUUCUAGUAUGCUUGUGUGGAAAGAUCCUUCUAUUUGUGCCCUUUCGCAGCAACUUUUAAACCUUAAUAUGAUCAUUUUAAGACUGAGAAAUACAUAAGUAAGGUCAAAAUAUUGAUGUGAAAGGUAACAAAUAAAAUAUAUUCUUGCACACAACUGGAGGAGUGCUGGACAUAUUUUUUAUUAUUAUUUUUUUUAUUGUGCCUUCUAUCUAAGUCAAGGACUUUCAAUUCCAGUCCUCAUAUUCAGAAGAACACAGCAAGUUUUAAAUAUAUUCUCACAUGGACACAUAUGGAUGGACAAUGGAGUAAUAGAACAUCUCCUAUAUGAAGAUGAAUUAAGAGCGGUGAUUGUGGAUUUAUUGUCAUCUAUGUAUGAAAGAAUUUAAAUUGAGAUAAUUAUUAUUUUAAGUCUGAUUUUUUUUUAUUUUUUUUUACUUGCUCAAUAUUUAUACCAAGUAAUAUUUCCAAGGGAGUAAACAAAGGUCAAUGAAUAGUGUUUUUUUUCCUAAUUAAUGUUAUUAAACAAUUUUGCAUUGUUGUUAUGUUUGUUUUUCUGACCAUAGUUACUGUACACAUCUUUCCAUGUGCAGAUCAACUGUAUGUAAAUAUUUUAUUAAAAAAAAAAAACACCAUUUUGUAACUUAAAAAUUUAUAUUUUUUAUUGAAUAUUUAUGUUUUGUCUUAUUUGUCUUUAUAAAUGUAUUUAAGAUUUUAGUUUUCUUCCUAAAACUAUAAAUAUGCAUCUUCUGUUGCUGUAUAAAAUUUGAUGUAUCACAACUGGAGAAGGCUUGGAGAAAGUCAGUCAUUUGAGGCCAUUUGGGUUUGCCUAUUUGCCAAAUUCACUGUUUACAGAGUUAUAUUUGAUUUGGUCCCCAUUAAUUUCAGCAAAUUACUCAGUUACUCUGGGGGCUAUGUUGCCAAACCUGAAUUAUCAACAUUUAAGUUGAGCAACUUAGGUGAACUGCCAGUGUAAUAUGCAUUGGAUAAUAGAGGGUCCAACAUACUCGAGAAAAAUGAGCUCAAAUAGUAUGGAUAGGUCAGCCUUAAUUAUGUAUGUAAACACUAUGAUAAGCUUGAGACAUCUAAGUGAAAAACAUACCAGAUUAUAGAGCAUAUGAGGACACCCUUCUGCCUCUUAGAAAACCUGAAAUGUAAAAUGUGAUUAAAGAAUCUUUCUAAUAAACAGACAAUGCAUUAUGUAAGAUUAAGGUCUGUUCUUCCAUUUAUGUCACUGUUAUUUUAUAAUAUCUCUGGCUUUUAAAGUGAUUGAUCAUAACAGAGUUCCAUUUUGGUAAAACUUUAAUUUAAUCAUUGCACCAGCCAAAUAGGUAGAAUGUAUACAGAUGACCAGAUAUUUGGAAAUAGGAAAUGUUAUAAUCUAUUCCAUUUUUGGCUCUGGUUAUACAAUAGUUGUAUGAAAGUGAGUUUGCACCUGACCCAAAUGGAUUGGUGACUUGUUCCACAAUGAAUGCUCAAAAUUACAGUAAAGGAUUACAAUUGGACUUUGUCUUGUUAUGUAUCAAAAUGUCAUAUGAUACAUUAUGAAAACCUGUACAGUGAUAGAACACAUUGUUAAAAAAACACGUUGUUGCAGGAUGCUGUAAUUUAAAAUGCAAUAGAUGACUGCCAUUGAUUUUGUUUAGGAGUCAUUAUACUGUUUUGAUGAUUGUUUCAGCCGCCAUGAAGGCUAUUGUACUCAUUCAAGUAAAACAGUUGUGUUAAUGCUUAAUGGUGCUUCAUGGAUUAUCCCCACUGAAUUACUUGUCUUGUGUGUGGUGUGUGCUUUAUUUAAAUGUUGCACUUCUUGAUGUAAUACAUGUGAAAUGUUAAAGUAUUCUCCUGACGCAGCAAUUGUUUUUUCAGGGAACAGUCAUUUAACUACCAAAUGUAAAACAAUAAAUGUUUUGUUUUUUUCUAUGCUAAA